Amphimedon queenslandica is the source of this 552-nucleotide messenger RNA. RefSeq names its product SAYSvFN domain-containing protein 1-like. The transcript has a single exon. NCBI's taxonomy places the organism in Eukaryota, Metazoa, Porifera, Demospongiae, Haplosclerida, Niphatidae. The record is from RefSeq and is a predicted model, not a curated record. Bases 1 to 552 code for a protein of 183 amino acids.
AUGGCUUCCAGUAGCAAAGAAAAUUUUCAAAGUCUCAAGGAGAGGCUCUCAGCUUACAGGCAACAGAAACAGAACAGAAAAGAGACAGAGAAGGAAACCAGUGAAGCCUCAAAGACCCAAACUGAGCAAUAUCUCACUGACCCCAUUCUAAAGACUGAUGAUGAUGAUGCUAACACAAACCGCCCCAUCACCAUCUCAAGGACAAAGAAAACUGAAACCAACUCACCAAUACCUUCACCAGCAGCACCAGAGACUCAGCAAGCACAGACUAAAACCAGCUCCUCUUCCAACAGUUGGCUGGUGGUUGGCCUCAAGACAUUACUCUGGUUACUUUUACUUGGGUUCUUCAUAGAAAUUGAGUUUGGGGUUGCUUUUUUCAUAAGCUCCCUCUUCUACUGGAUGUACAGCUUCCUUCGAGGGAGCAAGAGAGACCCAAAGGAGUUGAGUGCCUACUCUGUCUUUAACAAGAACUGUGAGAGGAUUGAUGGGACGUUAGCGGCUGAACAGUUUGACCAAGAGUUGAGAUAUGGGCCCACUGCAGUGCGGAGAUGA